CGAUACGCGUAUUACACUCGGUCGAUAAAGGAGGCGAAGAACAGGUGACGACAUCGUUGUCAUACUCGUGAUUUCAUAACACGCCAUUUUCUUUGUGUAAAGUGUGCUGGGAGCGCGAAGCGUUUGCACGUCGAUAUUUUCUACCGAGUUUUUCAGCCAAAAAUGGCAUCCCGCAAGAAAGUGUUGCUAAAAGUUAUUAUCCUUGGGGAUUCAGGAGUUGGAAAAACUUCUUUGAUGAAUCAGUAUGUCAAUAAGAAGUUUAGUAAUCAAUAUAAAGCAACAAUAGGAGCAGAUUUUUUGACUAAAGAAGUAAUGGUGGAGGAUAGAAUAGUCACUAUGCAGAUCUGGGAUACCGCUGGACAAGAAAGAUUUCAAUCAUUAGGAGUGGCCUUCUACAGAGGCGCUGAUUGUUGCGUACUUGUAUUUGAUGUAUCUGCUCCAACUAGCUUCAAAUCUCUAGAUUCAUGGAGGGAUGAGUUUUUAAUUCAAGCUUCUCCUCGGGAUCCAGAUAAUUUUCCGUUCGUCGUGCUCGGGAAUAAAGUAGAUCUUGAAUCAAGAGCAGUAUCAAGCAAGAGAGCACAACAGUGGUGUCAAUCAAAGAAUAAUAUUCCAUACUUUGAAACUAGUGCAAAAGAGGCUAUUAAUGUCGAGCAGGCUUUCCAAACGAUAGCUAAGAAUGCUUUAGCUCAAGAAAGUGAAGUUGAACUUUACAAUGAAUUUCCUGAUCAAAUCAAAUUGAGCAACGACCAAAGAAGCAACGGUAGAGGUGAUUCGUGUGCUUGCUAGGUCUCGGCACAGCGGUAAUAUCUCUUGGAUGACUAAUAAAGAUGCACAGGUCAGAUUCUACAUUUACGUCACCUGUGCAUAAAGGACGUGGAGAAUAUAUUGCGAUGAGCUUUAUGUGUGCAGGAAGUCCCAAGUAUAUUUCUUCAUUUCAAUGUGUUAUACAAUCUUCCUCUAUUCGCGAAAUGUUUCAAUAUUCUUGAAAUACUUUUGUUGAAACAAUCAUUCAUGCACGGUAAAAAGUAACGAAUUAAAUCCAUACGUAACGGGAUGUGUACAAACUAUCGAUAUAUACAUAUAUGUAUAAAAUUGUUUUUGUAAAUGUAUAUGGGAAUAAGAUAUAUUUAUCCGACUUCCUAACCUAAAAAAUAUCGCAAUCUUGAAUUAUGUACUCCCGCUGGACUUGUCGUAAUAUGUAGAUCCUCUAUGUUAUCCUUUAAAUUUAUUAUAUAUAGUUAUCCUUUAAAUGAAGGAUAUGCAUCUUGUUUUUAAGUAUUGUAAUGCUCUCUUAUUGGAUAUAUGGCGAAACAAUUGAAUUUUUCUUAUCUCAAUCUUGAUGAUUUAUUGUUGAACUAAUUUCACCAAAACAAUCUCAAGAUUUCCAAACGAGAUACAUAUAUAUAAAUAUAUAUAUAUAUAGGAAUCGUUAUAUAUAUAUAUAUAUUGCACCAGAGAGGAUAAUAUAUAGGUCGGGAACACACACACAGUUAGUGGUACUGUUAAUAAAUUAUAAUAAAAGUAUUUGCUCAUAAUUUGUUAAAUACAAUUGCAUUUACAGAGAAGCUCUAGUAUAUAGCUUAUUAUUCUUAGACAGAAUCGAAUAUUUGCUGUC
Formica exsecta is the source of this 1615-nucleotide messenger RNA. It is a transcript of the gene Rab7, whose product is annotated as ras-related protein rab7. Bases 163 to 786 code for a protein of 207 amino acids. Gene Ontology annotation, cellular component: late endosome; phagocytic vesicle; lysosome. The transcript is spliced from 5 exons. Gene Ontology annotation, biological process: endosome to lysosome transport; phagosome-lysosome fusion. The record is from RefSeq and is a predicted model, not a curated record. NCBI's taxonomy places the organism in Eukaryota, Metazoa, Arthropoda, Insecta, Hymenoptera, Formicidae. Gene Ontology annotation, molecular function: GTP binding; GTPase activity.